GUCCUGUUGGAAAGUUUGUAGAAGAAGAGAAGCCGGAUGUUUUGGGGACCAGCUGGGAAAGAGGAUAGAUAUUUUUUUCUCCAGAAGUUGCGCAUUUAUAACUCCCAGUGUUUCAAAGGAGUAAUUAGCACGUUCCGGGAGUUUAUGACUGCGAGACAACUUCGGUUUUAAGUUCCCCUCGAUAUAAAACAAAUGGCUCUACAGGAGAGAAAACUUUGACAAAGGAUAAUUUGGAACAGAAUGUUUGUUUACAUUUAAAACGUUCAGUCUCUGAAACAGAUUCCGAAGACACGGGUUAGUUUGUUUUCAAAAACAUCCCACCUAAUAUGAGCAGUUUGCGUUUUCAGUGAUCGGCACCUGUUUUUUUUCUUCUUUUUUUUUUUUGUACUUUCAGAAGAAAAAUGUCAAAUAAUCCCAAAAAGAAAAAACGAAACAAGUUGUCCUCAACUUCACGCGAAGACGAAACGGAUGCAAAACGCCAAGAUGGUACCCCUGUAAGGAGAGGGGACAAAAGAAGGAAGGAUAACACGUGUUAUAAGAGCCGCACAAAAGAACAGAGAAAAUCUGCUAAAGAUGGUUCCCGCAGCGCCCGGCAGAUUAAAAAAGCCGUCUACAGGCUGCCGACAACAAAACUUAAAGAACUGAAAGCCGCACGUAAAGAAGAGCAGCUUAAAAACAGCAGGUGCGCGCAAUUUCACGGGGAAGGCUGCUCCAGCACAGCAGGAAUUGCCAGUGGAGUUAAAACUGUGGAAAGGGAACAGUCAAAGCCCGUUAAGACAAGCUGCGCAGCCUCACCCAGUCCGACAACAGAGAAGACUCUGAAAGACAAAUCAGAUAAAAGGUGCUCUCGGAGCAGCUAUUCUGAAUUAAAGCAUCAGCGAAUGAGUUGCAAGUUAGAUGCUGCUACACCCAAAAACCGUCAGGGUUUGGAGAAGAAGAUUGGACCGGCAAGAGAACGGCUUACAACGACAUACGACAGUAGCAACACUAAGACCCAAAUAAAUUGUCAGCAUAGCAGGAGCAGUUGUAUGGAUGCAAAAGGUUCCCCUGCUACGGUCCCAGUGGAGUCUUGCAUUUCAUCCAGGCCCUCUACCUUAGGAAAGAGUCUUAACAAGUGGAGGAGCUUCACUUCAACCCCCGAAAGCAACAAAUCGCCAUCGUCUAAAACAGAGUACCCACCACUCACUCCGAAACAAAUAAGCGCUCUAAAGUUUGUGCCUUUUAAAUUCAGGAUACCGAGAAAGGUUAAGGCUGGACCUUCGCCCAGCUCAGAUGGAAAUAAUAAUAAUAAUAAUAAUGCUUCUUCAAACCAAAACCUCAAGCUUACGGGUAACAACGAUGGCUUUGGAGUUGUAGCGAAGAAUGCUGAGCCAGGAACUGGGAAACCUGGCAGAGUUCUGGCAGGCUCCUUCUUAUUCUCCAUUUAAAGAGCAAAAUAGGAGAUCCUCUUUGCCUGACCAGCUCCCACCAGAGCACCCACCAGCAGGAGAUGCAAACUGUGACCGAUCAUUUGACCAGGGUCAAGUGGUUGAAGAGCUGCAUCUUGCUCGGUCUGAGAAGAGGCUGGAGGUAGAUGUGAUGCAGAGCUACGGUGAACUCACCGGCAUGGACAUAGAUUUUCCUGAGGAAGGAGCAGCAGAGUAUUCCAGGGAGCCCAAACAGAAAAACCUAAUCCUCGUUCUGGACACCAACAUUCUCCUCAGUCACUUGGAUUAUGUGAAAAAAAUCCGAUCUUGUGGCCUCGAAGCGUUGGGUCACCCUAUGGUCCUGAUCCCCUGGGUGGUUCUCCAGGAACUGGAUUGGCUUAAAAAUAAAAAAGGUCUCUCUGGGUCUGUGGCUCACCUGGCAACUCCUGCCAUCUCCUUCAUUUACAACUCCCUAAAGAAGCGGGACCCCCACCUGUGGGGGCAGUCCAUGCAGCAGGCCACUCAGAUAAGCAAUGGUCUGAAUACGGAGAAUAAUGAUGACAGAGUGCUGCAGUGCUGCCUGCAAUACCAGAAUAUGUACCCAGAGUGUGCUCUCAUCUUAUGCACUAAUGAUAAAAACCUGUCCAGUAAAGCUCUCCUGAGUGGAGUGAGGGCUCUUAGCAAGACUGAUUUGGAGGCGGAGGUCAGGAGACCCAGACAUGGCCACCAUUUCCUACAGAGCAUUCAGUCUCCCAUCCUGUCUCGUUUCGUCCACAACGUCUCAUCUUCGACGUUGAGCCCAAGCUGCACACCGGUCCGGCCUCUCGUUCAGGAUAGCGCACAUGUUUCCGUAGCCACCCCAGAGAAAGACCGAUCUAUUAAUACCCCCCCGGUGAAAGAAGGAGUCUAUAAGGAGGCAGAAUGGGACCUUAGCGGAUAUCUUUGGGAACUAGAGGAAUGUCUGCGUGAUGUGCUGUCUGAAGUGCUGGAGACCGAAAUGAAAGCGGCUUAUGAUGACCUCUGGCUGGAGAUUGUCUACAUAAAACCACCCUGGAGUCUUCAAGAUAUCUUGCAGUGUUUUAAGAAGCACUGGAUCGCUGUCUUUGGACAGGUUGUUCCACGGAAGAUGUCGGAAACUGUAGCGAACCUCAUCAGCUUCUUUAGCACAGGUGAAACAGUAACAACUUUAUCGUUUCUCCAAGAAACCAAGGAGUUUGUGAAAGUAUUUGGGAAAAGCUCGAAACAUGUUCCUGAUGCCGUCACUUUGAUUGAAAAUAUUUUGAAUAAGCUACAAUCACAGCACCACUUGUCUGCGGAGCAAGAGUUGUCUGCUGGGGAUGUUUUCAUGAAUGAUGAAGAUGAUUUGGAUAAGCAGGCUGCACCGGUUCGCGUCUCCCCGCAGGAAGUGUGGUCUGUGUUUGAGAAUAUCUGGUCUCAGGUGUACCAGACAAGUUUGGAAGUGUUCAAAGCGCUCAGCUUUGACCCUCACACCAUGCAGGCUGCUACGCCAAUGGGACGUCCUCCGCCACCGCAGGACGCUUUGGCCUGUUUGCACAGACUGUCCUCGAUGGUUUCACAGCUGCUGCAAGCGUUCAGCAGGGUCUUGUCUUCGACUCCUGGUUUAGAGGAAGUCCAGGCACUGUUCAGUAUUAUCUACUCCAAUAAGCUCGUCAGUGAAGAUGCCAGGUUAACAACUAAAGACCUUCUGGAUUGUUUCUCCCAACCAGUCUACAGGGAGAAGCUCGCAGUUGGAGGGAACCAGUUAUUGGAGCUAAAAAAGGCCUUGGAUGGUUGUGUUCAGACCACAGGCCAGAACUUCGCCUUCACCACACCAUGCUGAUGAAACUCAGGGUCCCAUUAACUAACACCAACCACCCAGAUGCCUGAAAUAACCAACCUGUUCCUUGAAUUAAAAGCUGUUAGUUCAUGGCAUGUCUGUUCCGGGGCAUUCUUGCACGAUUUGUUCAUUUCUAAACAUGUAACACAAAAUGUAACACACUGUUUUCUGAGUUAAUGAUUAUCUAGUAAGUUGAAAGUCUUUUUAUUCUGGACUACUAUUAUGUUGUUCCCCAGUAUUUAGCAAAUCAUUUGCAAAUUUUUUAUAUUUUUUCUAGUAUCGUAUCACAGGUCAAAUGUUUUUUGUUUGUUUUUUGGUUUUCAGAGGCCUUUCAUGUUUCAUGUAAAAUAUGAAGUUUUAGCUCUCAGGUAUACAAUUCAUGCUGUUCUCGGACCAGACGAAUGUGUAAAGAAGCCGCGUUGUGAAGAUUUUUUUUAUUUAGCUUUACAAGUGUUUUUUGAAUAUUUUUAUACUGUAUUUAUGGCUGGGCCUUGUUUAAAAUUAAACUAUGUUGACACUUGUUUUAUUCAAGUGUCGCUCUGUUUCUUAAAAGAGAAAAGGGGAACUUGUAAUAAAACCUUCCUUCAAAGCAACACUAAGAGCCAUAGGUAAACUAUGCUGGACCUCUAACAUUUACAGUGCAUUGCAAAAGAGCUAUAUUUUUUUUCCUGUUACAGCCACAAAUAUAAUUUUCAUUGUUGUAGCUCGUGAUCUGAAUGGGAAGGAAAUUUUAACAAGCAAAACUUCGAGAUGUGGCGUUUGCGUUUACACAGUGUCUUCAGUCAGAGGCCACUCCAGAGCCGCUGUAAGACAGACCCCUACAGGAGAUCCUUCUGACCUGCAGCUAUUACCAUCUACAACUCGUUGAAGAAACCCUUGUCACAUAAGUUACACCAGCAUUUAAUUACCCUUUGGCAUUAAUAAAAUAGUUUAACUGAAUUCAAUUUAGCCCCCUAAGUUUGUUCAUAUUAUAUAAAUUAUAUAAGAACUUAUAUAAUGAAUACAUUUGCACAACGCACUUUUCAGUUUUUGUAUUUGCAAUCAUGUAUAAUUUUCUUUCCACUUCACAGUUGUACACCACUCUGUGUUGGUCUUUCACGUAAGAUUCCAUUGAAAUAUAUUUGUGGUUGUAAUGUAAAAAAAUGUAGAAAUGUUCAAGAGGUACGAAUACUUUUGCACGCCACUGUAGUUUCAACGAAGUGCUACUUCCCACCUUUGUGAUAGUCGUUUGGUGAGCUGCGUUUUUUUUUUUAAUUUUCAGUCGGUUAUUUCUUCAGACUCCAUAAGAUACGGUCCUAACCUCGUUGUUUAUGGCCUUCAUCAUGAUUUUUUUUCCCCCUCACCAAAUUACUGCCCGGCACCUUCAUCAAAGGUGUGGAAUUUAAAGUUGCGUAAAGAAUUGAAAUAAUAUAUUUCGGUUUGCGGGCUACACUUGGAAGCAAUUGUUUUCCCUCGCAGCAAGAAGGUCCAAGUUUGCUUGUGGGUUCCUCCCACUGCCCAAAAACAAGACCGUUAAUUGCUUCUUCUAAAUUGUCCUCAAGUAUGAACGUGUGCGUGUAUAGUUGAUUGCCCUUCAAGGAUGGGCGGGUGUAGACGAUGGAUAGAUGGAAGACUAAUGGUCUUAAACUCUUGAUUAGCUGACAAACAGCAUAAUUGAGAUAAAAAUGAAGGAAAAACUAAUUAUUCAGAUUAUCCAACAAACCGAAAGUUUAAACAUAGACUUUUAGUUUAAAAAAAAAUCACUGAAAAAAUAAGAAUGAUUUGAAAAGGAGGGUAGGUGUGGUAAAAUAUUAUUAUUUUCUUUUUAAACUACUGUUGUUGCUUUUAAAUGCCUGAAAACCAAAGAUAAGCCCAGAACAAAUACCUGGCUUGUUAGUUUGAAGACUGAAGUUACUGGUGUGUGAUUGUGCCUUGAACAGAAGAGUUUACACCAACAACCAGCGCUGUGUUUCAAACUGGAUUCAUAUUAUUUUGUGUACAACCUUUUCUACUUGUAAAUUAAACAUUACACUGACAUUUUGCACCCA
Molecule: messenger RNA, 5270 nt
Organism: Fundulus heteroclitus (mummichog)
Lineage: Eukaryota; Metazoa; Chordata; Actinopteri; Cyprinodontiformes; Fundulidae
Gene: swt1
Product: SWT1 RNA endoribonuclease homolog
Exons: 17
Coding region: 1363-3246 (627 amino acids)
Cellular component (GO): nucleus
Source: RefSeq, a predicted model, not a curated record